This is a messenger RNA of Penicillium manginii, 186 nucleotides long. RefSeq lists its product as uncharacterized. NCBI's taxonomy places the organism in Eukaryota, Fungi, Ascomycota, Eurotiomycetes, Eurotiales, Aspergillaceae. The record is from RefSeq and is a predicted model, not a curated record. Bases 1 to 186 code for a protein of 61 amino acids. The transcript has a single exon.
AUGGGAGAUCACAGUUCUGUGCAGACACCUCUGGCUACUUUCAAAGUAAAUGGAUACAGGAACGUGGUGAUGGAACAUGAAAAUGGACACGAGAAUGCUAUGAAGGGGGAUGAGUUUUGGGUGUCGAACAGCUCAAUGUGGUGCGGUAUUGAUCUCAGUAUCUUUGAUGACAUGAACCUGGUGUAA